AUGGAUUGGCAGCCUCAUGCUCUAGAAAGUUACGGCGGCCCUGCAUCCCCUGUCGCGUUUCCAAAAAAGGAUGCAAUAGAGAUAUACCCGCCUGUCAGUCUUGCUGUGACCGUGGGCAACCGGAUCUAUGUUUCCCAGCCAGAAAGCUCGAAGCGGCAAAAGGCUGUCUUCGAGGCCGAGCAGACGCAGUAUAAUGAGCGAAAUGAGAAGACCAUCGAUUCACAAAGAGAGACUUGUGAGGCCGGGCAAGUUGCCAAUCAAACGGGGUAUGAAUGCCAAUCUCCAUCUGCCGACAUUUUAUAUUCAAGAGACUUCCAAGCCAGCAACGGCCUGAUGGAAGAUUGGAAAAUCGACAGCGAAGUGGUGACAUCGCAGAACCUACCUCCCAGUCUUGUCGGCCGCUUUCCGCUCAGUACAGACGAUCCUGAGGAGCGCCUGAGCCCUUUCGGCCCUUGUACAACGCAGUCAUACUUUGAUAUGGCUCUUCCGGUUUCCUUGCCACCUCGGCUCCAACCCCAAAUUCCAGCACCUGGCACUCCUUCAGCCGAGGGCCGCCACACCUUUCAUCAGCUCUUACUGGUUCUAAACUACUUAUUCAUUACUGCAAAGCUCCCUGGAAAUGAAGGCUCCUUGUGGGCCAUAAUAUACCGGAGUGACUAUGACUGGGAGAACAGUUUCGCCUUGCAGUACAGUCGGUUGCAGUCUUGGCUCAGUGAUAUCCGCGACGCUUUAAGCGAAUCUCAGGGCUUGCGUACUAUGUCAUGUGAAGACUUGGAAAUGCAGAUCCGAUAUAUUCUGUUCCUUCUCGGACAAUAUUCAUCGCAAGAGUCUAGCUUUGUUCAAAAGUGUUUCGACCAACCCUAUUUUCCUUACAGACCAUUUGGUGUGGGAGCCAGCAUCACUCUGAUAUGCUACGCUUUCAUGGGUAUUGAUGCUCUGCAUAUACGGGACUACGAAUCGAAAGAGAUCUGGUUACGUGACGAGCUAUUCUAUUCUGCCAUGCUGGAGCAUCUGAGAAUGUCACCAAUUUUCUCCUCUAACCUCUCGAUGGGGCAGCUGCAGUCCAUCCUCACAAGUCUUCAAAGGGCGUUCCAGAACGAAGAAGUCAGGGUUGCGGCAGUACUUCCCCAAAGAAUUGAUGUCAAAAACAGAGCGGAGGUGAUAAACUAUUACACGCAUGCAUUCUUAUCGUUAGAUCCGCUCCUUCUUCCCAGGAUAUCUCUGGUUUGGGGGAUUAAGCCAUUUGCUAACUGCACCAUUCGUGAUUUGGCCACCACCUCUGCAAUUUUGUUCUACAGCAAAAGUCUGAUCCGAGAUCUAGAAGAAGAUAUCAAAAUGAUCCCUGAAAUUAUGCAAUCAAAGCCCGAUCGCAUCGUGGUCACGGAAAUGUUUCAUGUCAAAGCGUGGCAGGAGAUUUGUCGGGGUGGCCGCCGAGAAGAACUGUACAUUAAUGUAUUUUAUGUUUCUGUCGGACCUAUGGCACAACGGAUGACCUAG
Molecule: messenger RNA, 1497 nt
Organism: Penicillium manginii
Lineage: Eukaryota; Fungi; Ascomycota; Eurotiomycetes; Eurotiales; Aspergillaceae
Exons: 3
Coding region: 1-1497 (498 amino acids)
Source: RefSeq, a predicted model, not a curated record